AUGACUUCCAUCCUGUUACAAAACGCUACUUUGUUGGUCCCUUGUGGCCCUGGCGAUGAUCAUAUCAUCCCACUCAAGAACCAUUCACUGUUGAUUGAGGGCAACAAAAUUUCUCGUAUCGCUGCGCAAAUCGACCCGCCGUCUGAAGCAACUGAAGUGAUUGACUGCACGGCUAAGCUUAUCACGCCAGGCUUCAUUGACACGCACCAUCAUGUCUGGCAAACACAAGUGAAGGGUAGACAUGCAGACCACAGCUUGUUAGAGUACAUGGCACCUGGAAACAUGGUAUCGCGUAGCUACAAACCAGAUGAUGUCUUUUGGGGACAGCUAGGUGGAUGUCUCGAAGCACUGGAAGCAGGAACAACCACCAUUGUUGACCAUGCACACAUCUCAUACACCCCCGAGCAUAAUAAUGCGGCUUUGUCGGGAACCAUCUCAUCUGGUAUUCGCUCUGUGUAUUGCUAUACUCCGACAGGAAGAGUCAAGACCUGGAAGCCAUUUGAGUUUGAAGAAACUCUUAUCCCAGACUGGGUCAUGGAACAGUUGACAGAACUGUGUCAACGCGGUCCUCUCGGCGACGGACGAGUUACAAUGGGCUUUGGAUUCGACUUUUACUUUCUUCCAAAGGAAGUCCUUGUCGGCAUCUUUGGCAAAGUACGAGAGUUGGGAAUCAAGACUAUCACGUCUCAUUAUGUGGCUAGCCUGCUUGAGGACUCUCUCGUAGAUCUGCUGGAAGGCUAUGGUCUGUUGGAGAAAGACAUUCUGUUGUCUCACGCGACUCCACUGAAUGACUCAGAUGCUGAGAAACUCAAAAAGGUUGGAGCAGCUGUCUCCUCGACUCCCGAAACUGAGCUCCAAAUGUCCCAUGGUUGGCCAGUGUGCUUUCAGGAAAAUUGCACCUCUAUCAGUUCUCUGGGCAUCGACUGCCACAGCAACAACAGUGGGAGUAUCGUAACACAGAUGAGAAUUGCAAUUCAGGCUGAGCGCUCUCGUCGCAACAACAAAAUCCUCGACACUGGCAAAUUCCCUGGGCAAAUCCAAGUAAAUGUUCAAGAAGCCUUUCAGUUGGCAACAAUUCGUGGUGCAAGGGCGAUUCACAUGGAAGACCAAAUCGGGUCUCUGGAAGAAGGCAAGAUUGCUGAUCUUCUUAUCUGGGAUACCCUCAGUCCUAGCAUGAUCUGCGCGGCUGAAGAAGACCCCAUCGGUGCUAUCAUUGACCACUCGUCGCCUUCCGACAUCGAGGCGGUUAUUGUGGAUGGGCAAUUCAAGAAGCGCGAUGGGCGUCUUGGAUCGAUCAAACUUGACCUUGGACUGGCACCUGAAUUGAAUCAGGAUAAGACAGAAGUACAAUGGCGUGACAUUGCGCUUGAGCUUCUCAAGAGCCGGGAAAGGAUCAUCGCCGAUGAGAAGGAACUUGGUGCUGAUGAUCGACAAUCUGCUUUCGAGAAUGGACUAGCGCUAUUUGGAGUCAAUAAGGAGAAGUUGGUAUUCUGA
Fusarium venenatum is the source of this 1494-nucleotide messenger RNA. RefSeq lists its product as uncharacterized. The record is from RefSeq and is a predicted model, not a curated record. Gene Ontology annotation, molecular function: hydrolase activity, acting on carbon-nitrogen (but not peptide) bonds. NCBI's taxonomy places the organism in Eukaryota, Fungi, Ascomycota, Sordariomycetes, Hypocreales, Nectriaceae.